AAAUGUUCUGUGAUCGAAAGUUUGUCGCGGAUACACACUAUUCAGAUGGCUGAGCGGCGUUAUGUAAGGACGUCUUUCCCUCGAUCUCCCGCCGUAUCGUUGGAACUGAUAUAGGCUACAGGGAAAAGGAAAUCUAACUUACCAUCUGAUAUGGGAGCCUUAUGACAUUCCUCAGAGGCGUGUCUCUUUACAAAUAGUUAUCGCUUCCACAAAGCAGCUAUAAACUUGCCAUUCACCAUGACGCGGAUGUUCAAGAGAUGGAUUUCUCUACUCGUUUGUAUGUUUCUGCCCACCAUGAUGUUUUCCUUUUUAUACCACAGAAAUGAAAUAUUGCAGAAGAAAAUUGCCAACUCUAUUCAACUAGAUCAGCGGUUGUUCCCUAAAUCAUUACCAGCCGAUGAGACUUCCGGUUCUAUCUUGCAACGUCUUGUGUUCCCAACACCAUACUACCGUGUGGAGAGAGAUCUUGAUGAGCAGAUGUGGUUGCCGAUGUCGAUGUCGGGGAUGGCAUCGAGGGAAGUCAUACGAAGUACAUUGACAACGAAGAAAAUGAUCACCACAAGAACAGCAAUAGAAGUACACUCGUCGCGAGAGACGAAGGAAACUCUUGGAACAGCCGAGAGGAACGUUAUUAUCGCUACAGGAAAUGAUGUGAGUGGAGCAGAAAAACCAUCGAAAGACAUAAAGAAGCGACCGAGUAAGCGCUCUCGAAGAACGAACAAAAGAUCACCUGUACACCCUCAAGAAUUACCUCAACAAGUUAGGGAAGUUAAACCUAUUACAUCAGUUGGAGUUGCGGGAAAAUUUAAUGAUAAACAAAUGAUCCCGACUCCUGCACCGGUCGCCAGGGUCCCUUCUUUUCAAAACAACAUAGAAGAAUUUGCCGAAGUAUCCGAAAAGCUUGAUGGUUUGACCAUUGCAUCACAUGUCGAAUCCGUUGAUCCGGUAUCAAGAACUGCAACUGCGGCACCUGUCAAAAUGAUACGCCAAAAAGUUGAGGAAGUUAAACCUAUCAAAUCAGUUGGAGUAGCGGGAAAAGUUGAUGAUAAACAAAUAAUCCCGACUUCGGCACCGGUCACCAGGGUCCCUUCUUUUCAAAACAACAUAGAAGAAUUUGUCAAAGUAUCCGAAAAGCUUGAUGGUUUGGCCAUUGCAUCACAUGUCGAAUCGGUUGAUCCGGUACCAAGAACUGUAACUGCGGCACCUGUCAAAAUGAUACGUCAACCAGUUGGGGAAGUUAAACCUUUUAAAUCAGUUGGAGUAGCGGGAAAAUUUGAUGAUAAACAAAUAAUCCCGACUUCGGCACCGGUCACCAGGGUCCCUUCUUUUCAAAACAACAUAGAAGAAUUUGCCAAAGUAUCCGAAAAGCUUGAUGGUUUGGCCAUCGCAUCACAUGUCGAAUCCGUUGAUCCGUUACCAAGUACUGCAGCUGCGGCACCUGUCAAAAUGAUACGCCAAAAAGUUGAGGAAGUUAAACCUAUCAAAUCAGUUGGAGUUGCGGGAAAAGUUGAUGAUAAACAAAUAAUCCCGACUCCUGCACCGGUCACCAGGGUCCCUUCUUUUCAAAACAACAUAGAAGAAUUUGCCAAAGUAUCCGAAAAGCUUGAUGGUUUGGCCAUCGCAUCACAUGUCGAAUCCGUUGAUCCGUUACCAAGUACUGCAGCUGCGGCACCUGUCAAAAUGAUACGCCAAAAAGUUGAGGAAGUUAAACCUAUCAAAUCAGUUGGAGUUGCGGGAAAAGUUGAUGAUAAACAAAUAAUCCCGACUCCUGCACCGGUCACCAGGGUCCCUUCUUUUCAAAACAACAUAGAAGAAUUUGCCAAAGUAUCCGAAAAGCUUGAUGGUUUGGCCAUUGCAUCACAUGUCGAAUCCGUUGAUCCGGGAUCAAGAACUGCAGUUGCGGCACCUGCCAAAAUUGUUCUUCGGUUAACCGCUGAGACAAAAAACAUUACCGAAUUAACCGAAAUUGCGAAUGAUAAUCUUGAUAUGAAAUCGGUGAAUGAGACGAGCUUCGGUGAAUCCAUACAGGCAUCCAAUCUAGAAAAACCGUCAGAGCAGAAUAGUCCAUCUGCGUUGUCUGCUCCAACCAAACGAAAGUCAAAGAAAAAACAAGAGAAAUCAAAGAAAACAAAUGAUAAAAUCGAUGUUCAAGUUAUGAAUAUAGAACAAAAGUUUGAUGAAAUGAAAUUAGAUACUAAGGAAAAAGUUAUGAAUAUGACUGACAAAAAGGAUGAGGUAGUUCGAACAAUGGAGGAACAACAAGAAAAUAAUGUACCUGUGAAACCGCCAUCCAGGAAAGAAGAUACGAAGAGAAAACGAGAUCGUAAAUCAAGGACUAGGCAUAAAUCUCAUCCAAAGGAGGAAGAAGUGAACGUACCGGUCACUUUAUCUCUUAAUUUCAACUUAAAUGAUUCCAAAUCACACUCACCUGUGAUCCUUGUAUCCACUAACAAAGCUUUCUUGAACUUCACCGACAACUGGUUGGAGAGUGUGAAGCGUUCUGGUAUCCGAUCUGGAGUGACCCUGGUAGCAGAGGAUCGUGAAGCGUUCAACUACCUGAACAACAGAACUGAUAUCGAGCUCAACGUUGUCCUCAAUGACGUAUCCGAAUCACCGGGUGAACGUCUUCUCUUCGACUCACCCGCCUACAAGCAGCUAGUCAACAAGCGACCGAGCUACAUCCUACAGCUUCUGUCCAGCGGACACGAUGUCCUGUUCUCCGAUGUUGACAUCGUGUGGCUCAAGAAUCCUCUGCCGUACUUCACAAACGACACCAACGACAUCUGGCUGCAGGAGGACCUUCACGAACCCACUGUGUACUGCGCAGGAUUCACUUUCUACCGCUCAUCACCUGCAACCAUAGCUCUGGUGACAGAGUGGGUGCAGACUCUGGCCUUACAUCCCACCUACCCCGACCAAAGAGUCCUAAAUGGACUCCUCAAGAAGAAACGAUGGGCAGGAGAUUACAUCAAAAGAGCUGUCAUGGAUUCGCGCUUGUUCCCGAGUGGGCGUCUGUAUUUUGAUCCGGAUUGGCGUGAAGCUAAUAAGGACACUGAACAGGUGAUGGUUCACAAUAACUGGAUCAAAGGACAUGAUCGCAAGGUGGAACGCUUCAGGAACGAAGGGUUAUGGUACUUAGAUGAUAAGGAAACAGGACAAAGCUAUCAAUGAACCACGAUAUGAAUGCAUUCUGCUAUUGAACACGCAUAUUUUGAACAUCCACCGAAGGAUUUUACUUUCUAAGGCAUAUUUUAAAAGACAAAAGCGAUGUCAUAAUGGUUGCUGAUGAUCUUUGGCAAUAUCAAUGCGGACUUUGUCAAGCUUUUCUCCUGAAAUCACCUAAGUUAAAAUAAAAUAUUGCAAGACCCUGUACAUAAUCAUAUCGUUCAUGGUUUACAUAUUUUGAUUUCAAAUUCAUUUAUUUUAUAGGUCAAUAGAUUCCAUACGGAAAUUAAUAAAUUGACAACAGAAUUGUUCAUUGGAUGACUUGAGUACAGGGUGAUAUUUUUACGGUUA
Messenger RNA from Strongylocentrotus purpuratus (purple sea urchin), 3516 nucleotides. RefSeq lists its product as uncharacterized. The coding region runs from base 238 to 3171 and encodes 977 amino acids. The record is from RefSeq and is a predicted model, not a curated record. Gene Ontology annotation, cellular component: Golgi apparatus. The transcript is spliced from 4 exons. Gene Ontology annotation, molecular function: glycosyltransferase activity. NCBI's taxonomy places the organism in Eukaryota, Metazoa, Echinodermata, Echinoidea, Camarodonta, Strongylocentrotidae.